AAUUAACUUUCUGUUUGUAUAAUUAUGAUAAAAAAGUAGAAAAAGAAAAGCAAUGAAUAGAAUAAAGUAUAUUUGUUUAUAACUUAUUUUUUUUAUAAGAUGCUUGAAUAGCUAAUACGAUUGGUAGUUUAUAUUAACAUGCGACUGUACUUUAGCAACAGGCGCUAACUAUAAUGAUUAAUGCGCAUGGAUAACUUAAGGAUGUAGUAACUAUAAUUAUAACAACACUGCAAGUUUUUGUUGUGUGGAUUAAUAAUCAUGCUAUGAUGUUACAAAUACUUAACAUGUUAUUGUUAAUAUUGGAGGCUUCAAAGGAGGGCGGUGCCUUACAAAUCAAAAUUCUUUCUUUUUAUGCAAUUAGUUUAAUUUACUAUAGCUUAAUUUAUAGAAUUGGGUGAUUACUUUAUACUCUGGUAACCUUUCUGAUUUUUCAACAAAUCCUGUAUGCUAAUUAUAAAGUAAAGAUGCUUCAAUAACUUGCAUAGGUUAUAGAGAUCUGCCUCAAACUAGUUUAAAUGGUUUAUCAGGACUUUCUAAAGUUUGCAUUUUAGGAUUAAAUGAUAAUCUAAAUGCAGUUUCUUGUGCAGAUAAUUACUGUAUCAACUAAAAGGAAAAUAACAAAUGCUAAAUAUAUAAUACUUCCUAAAUGCAAACCCUUUAUACGUAAUAUGGGAUUUUAGGUGUUUCAGGUACAUAAAGAAACUGCAUAACAUAAAGUUAGAAAGUGAAUUCCUAAAAUGAUUGCUCUCAUUUAUAUGUUAGCUCAGUAUGUUUUAAUCCAGUUGACAACACUUGUUGGGAUCUCUCUAAAUUAAAUAUCUUAGAUACAUCGUAGCCAAUUGGUAAAUUUGAUAUUGAUGGGACAUGCGUCUUCUUAGGAAUCUAUUCAAACAAAAAAAUAAAAUAUUGUAAUUAGAAUAUUAAUUAAGUUUGCUUAGAUAGUACUGCUAAUAAUUAAUAAGGUUGCUUUUAAUGGAAUACUCAGUAAAUCUCAUAAAACAAUAAUCAAAUAAUAAUAGGAAUAUUUUCUGAUGGAACAUGUGCAUAUAAAGAUGUAUACGAUAGUAAAAAAAUCAAUAAUUGCAACACUUAAAAUACUGGUGUGUGUAUUUAUAAUUCUUCUCUCAAUAAUAAUCUAUAAGGAUGUAUUUCAUGGAAUCUUUCAUCUAUAUAAUAAACAACUUAACCAAUAGGCAUAUUUAGUGAUUUUUCAUGCGCCAUUUAAAAUCAAUAUACUAAAUAAAAAAUAAUAAACUGCAAUUUUAAUAUCAACACAAUUUGUUUAGAUAAUAUUUCUUAAGAUAAUUAAGCUUGCUUAAAUUGGAAUAUGAGUUCUCUAGAUUCUUCAAUUUCUAAUUAGGCUGUGGGAAUAUUUACUGACAAUAGUUGUGCAUUUUUGAAUUAAUAUUAAAAUAAAAUAAUUUUUAAUUGUAAUUAACAAAUCAACGACAUAUGCUUAGAUAAUAGAAUUUUAUAAAAUAAGCAAGCAUGUAUAAAUUGGUAGGUUUCAGCUUCAAAUGUAACUAAUUCGACAAACCAAAUUAUUGGAAUCUUCAAAGACUAUUCAUGCUCUUACUUAAACACUUAUGCUAAAAAAGCUAUAUUAUCCUGGAAUAGUUAAGUAACUAAUGUUUGCUUAGAUAAUAGAGAUAAGGAUAAUUAAGCUGUUUUUUGGUGGAAAGACUCAUCUAAUCCAAAUCCUAUCGGGAUCUUCUAAGAUGGUUCUUGUGCAUAUCUAAAUACUUUUGUUCAAAAUUAAAUAAAAGAUUGUAAUACUUCAAACAAUGUCUGUAAAUAUAAUUCUACUGUCAAUAAAAACCAGCAAGGAUGUAUUUAAUGGAAUUCUACAUUUUCAGCGCAAUAUUUAUAUAUAUAUCCUAUUGGUAUUUAUUAAGACAAUACGUGUGCUAUUUUAAAUAUUUAUUCUAAUAAGCCCAUACAACAAUGUAAUUAUAAUGUUUAUGGGGUCUGUUUAGAUAAUACUUCUCAAAACAAUCAAGCUUGUUUAAAUUGGAAUAUGAGUUCUCUAGAUUCUUCAAUUUCUAAUUAGGCAGUGGGAAUAUUUGCUGACAAUAGUUGCGCAUUUUUGAAUUAAUAUUAAAAUAAAACAAUUUCAAAAUGUAAUUAAUAAAUAAACACCAUAUGCUUAGAUAAUAGAAAAAGUAAUCAAGCAUGUUUAAACUGGUAGCUUGCCGUCUCUAGUGUAACUAACUCACCAGAACAAGUUAUUGGAAUAUUCAAUGAUUAUUCGUGCUCUUUCUUAAAUACCUAUGCCCAAAAAUCUAUAUUAUAAUGGAAUAGUUAAGUAAAUAAUGUUUGCUUAGAGAAUAAAAAUUAAUUAAAUUAAGCUGUUUUUUGGUGGAAAGACUCAUCUGAUCCAAAUCCUAUUGGUAUUUACUAAGAUAGUACUUGUGCUUUUUUAAAUAUUUAUAAUAAUAAGCCAAUAAAAUUAUGUAGUUAUAAUAUUACUGGGGUCUGUUUAGAUAAUACUUCUCCAAAUAAUCAAACUUGUUUAAAUUGGAAUAUGAGUUCUUUAGACUCUUUAAAUUCUAAUUAAGCUGUGGGAAUAUUUACUGACAAUAGUUGUGCAUUUUAGAAUAACUAUUAAAAUAAGAUAAUUUUAAAUUGCAAUUAAUAAAUAAACACCAUAUGCUUAGAUAAUAGAAAUUAAACUAAUCAAGCAUGCUUAAACUGGUAGCUUGCAGCCUCAAGCGUGACUAACUCAGUAACUUAAGUUAUUGGAAAAUUCAAAGACCAUUCAUGCUCUUACUUAAAUAGUUAUGCUUAAAAAACUAUAUUAUCCUGGAAUAGUUAAGUAACUAAUGCUUGCUUAGAUAACAGGGAUAAAAAUAAUUAAGCUGUUUUUUGGUGGAAAGAUUAAUCUUAUCCUAUUGGGAUCUUCAAAGAUGGCUCUUGUGCAUAUCUAAAUAUUUUCGUUCAAAAUUAAAUUAAAGAUUGCAAUAUUUAAAAUAAUGUCUGCAUAUAUAAAUCAUCUGUCAAUAACAACUAAUAAGGAUGCAUUUAAUGGAAUACUACUCCUUCUCUAUAAUAUAUUUAUCCUAUUGGUAUAUUCUAAGACAAUACAUGCGCUAUUUUAAAUAUUUAUGAUAAUAAACCAAUAUAAAAUUGCAAUUAUAGUGUUUUUGGGGUCUGUAUAGAUAAUACUUCUUAAAAUAAUCAAGCUUGUUUAAAUUGGAAUAUGAAUUCUCUAGAUUCUUCAAUAACCAAAUAGGCUGUGGGAAUACGAACAGACAAUAGUUGUGCCUUUCUUGAUGAACGUUCUAAUAAAAUUAUUAAAUAAUGCAAUUAAUAAAUAAAAAAUGUUUGCUUGGAUGAUACUUAAACCAAUUAAGCAUGCCUUAUCUGGCAACGUCCUACAUCAAAUGUAAUUAACUCACAAACUCAAGUGAUUGGGAUAUUUUCUGACAUGAAAUGUGCUUUCUUAAAUACUUAUGCUUCUAAAUAAAUUUUAUUUUGGAAUGAAUAAGUAAAUAGUGUUUGCAUAGAUAAUAGAAAAUUAAAAGAUGAAGCUGUUUUCUGGUGGGAUAUUAAUACUUUAAACUAAUUAGACUAAACUAAACCUAUUGGUAGAUAUGUUGACGGAAGCUGUGCUUACCUAAAUAUCUUUGCUUAGAACCAAAUAAAAUAUUGCAAUUAAUAAAUUUAGUUUAUCUGUUUAAAUAACUUUGAUGCUUCUUAUUAGGGGUGCUCUGAAUGGGAUGUUUGGCCUUAGACUAUAUAAUAAAAUACAAAUCUAAUUGGUAAAUAUAUUGAUGGAACAUGCGCCUUCGUAGGAGUAUAUUAAAAUAAUCAAAUAAAAGUUUGCAACUUUUCAGUAAACUUUAUCUGUCAAGAUACAAGUUCUGCUGUUAGUCAGGCAUGUGUGAAUUAUGAAUAAUAAUUUAACUAGAUCGUAGGAGCUGACAAUAACAAUAUCUGUCUUAUCGAAAACUAGCUUAAAGCGGUUAAAUGCUCAAAGUCAUAUUGUAUAGAUAUAAAUUAAUCAUGUAGGAUAUUAUCUAGUGAUACAACUUUAAAUAGAAUAAUGACUCAGAAAGGUACAUACUAGUGUUUUGGAAAUAUCGGUAACACAGAUACCAGUAAAAAUGCUAUAUGGUGUGCUCCUGGAUAUUGUAGGAAACAAAGAAGUAAUACUGAUGUCAGUUUUUACUGUAAGUAAUUAGGAGAUGACGAAAGUCCUUGUAAAGAUGACGGAAACCAUGUUUGUAUCCGUGAGGGAGGUUCUUCAAGCUAAAUGAUUGUUGAUAUGGUUCUAAGCUUUUGCUCUGCAUAUAAAAACAGUUCAUAUUUAUGUGUAAAUUCAGAUACAGACUUAGAAUAUGUAAUAAAAGAUACUAGGGGUUAAUGCUAAAAAUUUACAAAUUAGUAGUUAAGAAUUUGUAAAAAUACAGCAAGGUGCUUUUCAAACAUAACGGCUAUGUAUUGUGGUUGUUAUAAUAGUUUAAACUCUGUUUAUUAAUGUACCUUUGGACCUUUAUGCCUAAAUAGCUAAAAUAAUUGUGUACAUGUUGAUUACUCUGAAAUUAAUGGCUUCCCAGGUAGAAAAUAAGGAACAUCUACAUGCUAACUAAAGGAAGUACCUUAAACUGUUUUAUGUUCAAAAAAUUAUUGUUUACUAAAUUAACAAUGUGUUUAAAUGACUUAAAAUUUGUAUAUCUCUUAAGAGAAUAAAACUUAUAAAUGCUUAUUAGCAGAAUAAGCAGGAUAAUAUGGUGCUAAAUGGUGUGUUUAGGGGUUUUGUAAAAUAACAAACAAUUUACUUAAAUUAGAAUAUUGUAUCAGAAUGCAAGAUUCAAAUACUUUUGCUUUGGAUAAAAAUGGUCGCUGCUUGUCGAAAUCUUAAUCUCAAAAUAAUUCAGAUUUAUUAUCUUGUUAGAUGAACUUAUUUUGCUUGGAUGAUACUCCUAAAUGUAUACCAAUAGAUCCAUUAAAUACAUGUGUAGACUAUAAUAAUAAAUGUGUUUCUAUUAAUUCUGGUUAAUGUACUUUUUGUCAUAUAACACAAUGCCUAUCUGGAGAUUCAUGCAUUCCUAUAUAAGAUGGUUUUUGUUUGGGUUUUAAUGGGAGAUGUGUACAAAAUCCUGGCUCAGUAUGUAAAGCUUGUAAUUAAAACGAGUGCUAUAAUCCUUUUUAUUUCUCUUGCACCCCAUUUACUUAAAUGAAAGUAAAGUCAGAUUAGUGCAUAAUUUAAGUUUAUAACUAUAUACCAUGCGUAUACAAGUAAUUAAAUGAUAAUUAAUAUUGUGCUGCAUAUGAUAAUUAGUGUAAAGAACUUUCUACUAUUCCUUAAUGUAUAAGAUGUCCAUCAUCAUACUUGUGGGUUGGAAAUUAAAAAUGUUAUAGCAGUCUAAUGAUUGAGCAAAUAUCAAACUAAAGCUAGAGCUAAGACAACUAAAUUUUUACAAUAUAAUUGAUUUAUAAAUAAUUAGAUAUCACCCCUAUAAAAUAGUAAUGUAGCUAAGGGUGCUAACUUUGUUCAUCAGCAAAUAAUUGCUUAUAAUGUUCUUUUGAAUAUUUCUUAUAUGCAGAUACAGUCCUCUAAACGCAGUAUUGCAUCCUUCUUCCUUCGACAUAAAUUUUAUAUCCAGAUUAUUUAUUUGAAGACAAAGAGUUCAUAUAACAAAAUAGUAACCCUUAAAUAGCUGGUAUAUACAAUUUAUAUGAUUACUACAUAAAUGAGUUAAAUAGUAAUUUGGAAUAAGUAAAUGCUUAUUGCUUAAAUUAAUGGUAAUUUGUAAAGGUUGGAGACAUUCUUUUUUGCGAUACUUUUAACAUUCAAUAUUAAUAUAUUUAUCAGAAAUCAUAAAUUCCACAAUUAACUAUUUAUUACCAAGUUAAACUAAAUCAAUUAAAUUAGAUCGUCCUCGAAUAGCUAAGCUCUUUUUGUAAUAUUAAAAACUGUGCAAGCUGUCAAAUUUUAAACAAUAUAAAAGUGUGUCGAACCUGUGAAUAUAAAUAUGCAUUAAGUUAUCUAAAUUAAUGUGAGCCUUGUCCUGAAAACUGCUUGAGCUGCUUUUAUGGUGGUUACUAUAAUUAAUAAAGUGUGAAUUGGAGUUAAAUUUUAGAAAAUGGAUAACAAGUGGAUAUUGAUUUUAGUAAAUUAAGCAUAGCUUAAUACAGUAUAUUGUGCUCUUUAUGCUCUUCUUAGUUUGUUGUGACAAAAGAUUAUUCUGGAUGUGAGCCAUGUGGCGAUAAAUGCUUUUCGUGCUAUUAAGGUAAUAUAAAAUAUAACUUGACAAGCAAUUUUGAUAUAUAACUAAGCUAAAAAUAUUCUGCAUCAAUAAUUAAGAAAUGUUUUUAGUGUUUUGAUGGUUUCAUGAUUAGCCCUAACAUGGUUGAUUGCAUACCUAUUUCUUAGGACUGUCUGAUUGAAUAUGUUGGGAAGUCAGAUGGCUCUAGAUAAUCUUUAACAAGCUAAAAUUGGUGGGAUAGUAGUUUAUCUUAUGAAUCAAAAUGCUAUGCUUGUUAUUAAUUUGUAAGUAUAAAUUAAAGUGGCAGUCCUUAUCAAUGCAAUAAUAAAGCAGAUCCGAAUUAUAUAUCAAACUGCUUAAAUACGGUUACGUUCAGCUCUGAAAAUCAACCAUAUUGUCUAUAAUGUGGAUAAAGCUUAUCAUUUAACAUUAAUCUUAAAAUUUGUUAGAUUGAUUGCUCAAAAUAAAUCAAUUCAUGUGUAGGCUGUUACAGUUAUACUGAUAAUGCUAACAAUGAAAUAUUUUAAUGUACUUAAUGCCUAAGUUAAAAUGAUCAAAUUGUUUUGUUUCCUACUCUAUUUGGAUGCAAAUAAUGUCCAGAAGGGUGUUCUACUUGUUAUGAAAGUGAAAUGGUAAAUGAUAAAAUUCAGUAGAUAGAACUAAAAAACAGAACAUAAUAGAUUAUAUUUGAAUAAAUACAACCAUCUUUAUAAGAUAGAUUAAAUAUCUAGUCAUCUGAUAAUUAUGAGAUAAUAUGUUCUUCUUGCUUAGCAGGCUACUUCUUGUAGAAUAAAAGAUGCAUAAAAAAUUUAUGUGGACCAUCAUGUGAUUUGUGCUACAUGAAAAAUUUUAGUCCUAUUUGUAUUUCUUGCUCUUAUGUUAAUUUGUAAAAAUAAAUAUCCAAUAUCUCAGUUUAGAUUUUAUCAUUCUACUAAUUAACUGACUUAAAUUUUAAGUAUAUGACUCAUUUUAAUUCCCUCAAAUAAGAUUGCUCUUUGUGCCCUUUAGGAUGCUUAUCUUGUGAUUAUAAUCCUAUUACAAACAAUCCAUUUAGCUUAUAUAAAUCUAAAUGUUAUUCAUGCAAAUCAAUUCAAGAAUUAUCAAUGUAAAGUGAUAUGUUGAAUUUAAACUUAAAAUUAGUAAAUGAUUAUGAGUGGAGAUGGGAUUAAGAUACCAACUCUUGUGUUUUAUGUAAGAAUAACUAAUUAAAAUGUGCAUAUAGAAAGUAAACAACUAUAUUUGCUAAAUGUCUUGGCAUAUUUGAUGAAAUAGGGAGUGGAACAGAGCAAAUACCUUUAAAUUUCCAAAGAGCCAGUGAUGCCAAUUGGGAUAAAUUGAUAGUAAAUGAAUCUGAAUUUACAAAAGCUCUAGUUUAUAUGAAUGAAUUAGGAGUUAGAGAAUUGUAAGUAGACGUUCACAUUUUAGAUACAAAAUGUGUUUUAUAAAAUCAUAUUUCAAUUACAACUUCUUUGCUUUAGUUAAUUCCUAACUUGCAAGUAUUUCAAAUUAAUAUUAUUGGAAAUUAUACAAAAGAUCAAAAUAAUCCUUAAGUAAGUGAAAUAAAUAUUAAAGAAUCAAUUUCUAUUAAUGGGUUCCUAAAUGUGUAAUUUAAAAAUUUAAACUUUUCAUAAAUUGCAAAUCUAUAGAAUAGCUAGAGCAUUAUCAUAAAUAAUUAGGAUACUUAUUCAUUUUAGUUUACUAACUGCUCAAUAAAUGGAUUAUUUAAUUAGUCAUAUGAUGUUUAGUAGAUAUAAUCAAAUAAUACUAAGCUUUACUAGGGUUUUUUUUCUAAUGAAGUUCUCGGCAUUCAAAAUUUUUUUUUCAACAUUAAAAUUUUCAAUUUGAGAUAGACUAUCUAGAUUACAAAUUCUUCUGUUAAUAAUUUGUUUAUAUAUCAAAGCAGCCUAUUUAGUUUCAUAAACACUUAAGCAAGCAUCUAAGCAUAAAAUAUUUCUCUAUAAAUAGAAAAUUUCAAUGUUUCAUAAGUGUACUUUUAGUAGUCUUCAAUCAUCAAUCUUUCUUAUUAAAAUUUAACUUUUCAAGCAAAUAAUCUUAAGCUAAAUGAUAACUUAAUGAUAUAAAAAUCUAUAAUGUUUUAGAUUACACCUUUUGACAAGCUUCCAAAUGCAAGUUUGAAAAUAUCCAAUUUUAAUUUUUAAAGAAAUUAAGUUUAUUAAAAUUCACAAUUACUCAUAAUAACAAAAAUUGUUUAUGGCCUUUUUGAAAUGAUAACUUUUGAUAGAAACAUUAUUAAAAACGAUAAAGAAUUUAAUAGCUUAAUAGUAGUAAAUCAAAUGGUUUGCUUGCAGCUUUCUGUUAUAAAUAAUAUUUUAACAAAAAGUUAUUUAUUCUAAAAUUUUGAUGACGGAAAAUUGGCGAGAUAAAUUUAUAUGAAAGAUCAAUAGUAUUUAUUCUAGUUUAAUUAAGUUUUAAUCAGUAAUAAUACAAUUUAGUUAACUCAGUCCUCUAUAUUUUAUUAUGUUGGAAACUCUACUGAAUUAAAUUCUCUGAAAUUGUAAGGGAUUGUUGUCAAUUAUAAAAAUUAAGAAGAUGAAAAUUUAAACUCGAAUCUAUUCUCAAUCAGUUUAUGCUAUAAAGUAGCAAUAAUAGAUGUUAAUAUUUCACAUCCUAACCAGAUAAAUAUAUUUUAAAUUUCGUAAGCAUAGUAUUACACUUCAAGAGUUAUUAAUAUUGUAAAUAACUGGCAAGGCUAAUAGUUAAAAACUGAAUUAUUCUCUAUUAAAUAAAUCUAUAAAAGUAUAAAAUUCUAAUAAAUGAAUAUUUAAAAUAUAACAACUACUAGCCCGUUAAUUUUUAUAACAAACGAAUUUGCUAGUCAUCAGGGAUAUAACUCAGUAAUUAACAUCAAUUACAUAAAUGCUAAUAAUAAUCAAAUGUUUAUCUAAUAAUCAACCAAUAUUUUUUCAAUAUUAGCAAUAAAAACUAGUGCUCUUUAAAAAAUUUCACUUAGCAACUUGAACUUUUAGAAUAAUACAGCCCUUUUUGAUUAAAAUUAAGUAGUAAAUGAUUAAUAAAGUGCUUGCUCUUGUAUAUGCAUAGAUGCAUAUUAAAGCUAUGUUAAUAUUAUUUUUUCUAAAUUUAUAAACAAUUAUAGUACAGCUUCGAGGAAUGCUAUCUCUAUUAUUUCUAAUCAUGCUAAUUUAACUGAAUGCUAUUUUUAAAAUCAGAUGUAAAGAAAUAUAAAUACCUCAAUUACUCUUGGAGGUUUAGUAUUCUCUAAGUCUUCUCGACUUUCACUGAAUAGCUGUUUAUUAUAACAAGGAUUUGCUCAAAAAGGAGGAGCAAUUUAUUUUUAAGGAUAAUAAUAUUCGUAAAUAAUUAUAACAUAAACACAAAUUUUACAAAAUAGAGCUGCUUUACUGGAAUCAAAUAGCUUAGGGGGAGGAGUAUAUGUAGAUGCAACAAGUAUAAGUAAUAUAGAUAUAAUAUUAGAAAAUUCAGAAGUAUCUAAUAAUUUAGCUACAAUAUAAGGUGGAUCAUUUUAUAUAACCCCAUUUUAAGGAAAUCUCUUUUUUAAAAUGAGUGAUAGCAUUAUGCAAAAUAAUUUUGCUCUGCAGGGAGCAUUUUUUUAUCUCAAUUUUAAUGGGAUUGGAAUUGGAAGAGUUUUUAUUAUAUCAUCUUCAUUCUAUAAUGAUCCAUCUUCUCAAUUACAAGAUUUAUUAUAAAUUAUAGAUCAAGCAAAAAGCUAAAGUAAUUAAUUCAGAUCUUUUUCUUUGUUUGAUUUCACUCAAGUUACUUAGUUGUAUAUAGCUGGAAGUAUUUUUGAGUCAUCUCAAAAUUAAAUAAAUUUGUAAAAUUAAAAUGAAAAAAUCUAUCUUUUCCUCUACCCAGCUUUAUUUAACAUAUUAUAAAACAUACAAUACAAUGAAUAUAACAAUACUUAUUAGAAUUUUAUUGUUACCUCAAAUUUUAUGAAUAUUAAUGCUAAAAAUGUGUAGAUCGUUUAAUCUUAAUACUACAAUAUCUAGCACAAUAAUUUUACAAGUGUUAACAAUAUUAUUUUUUAUAAUUCUAAUUUUGUAGUGAUUCAAAAUUCCUCGUUUAGUCAGCUUUAAUGUAAAUUCUGUCAAAUUUCACCAAUACAAAUACUUGUACAACAAUUUUAGUUACAGAAUUCUUUAUUUUAGUAGAAUCAAGGAAGCUUAAUAGGAGGAUUUUUACUAAUAUAAUAAAUAAGCUUAAUUGAAGCAAAAAGAUAACUUUAAUAUGAAAAAAACUAUCAAAAUAAAAUAGAAAAUUGCAUAUUUUAAUAAAAUUCUGCUUUUAAUGGAGGGUCUUUAACUAUUUAGUUUUAAUAAGACUUUAGCACAAUAGUCUAUGGAUGUCAAUUCAUAUAAAACAAAGCUUUUAAUAAAGGAGGAGUUAUUUAUUACUAAUAAUUGCAAUAAAAUCAAUAAAUUAAUAUCAAUUUUAUCAAAAAUACAUUUAUCAAGAAUAGUGCCUACAUUGGAGCUAUUUUUUAUUCUAACAUUAAUUAGUAUAUGAGUCUCAUUAGUGAAUAAAAUAAGGUUUUAUAAAAUUAAGCAAAUUAUUUUGGUUCUUUGCAAAUAACUUCUCCAAGCUAAAUGCAAAUUACUUACAAACAAACUCUAUACUAAAAUAACUCUAAAAUAUUAGUUUAAACAAGCGGUUAGUUGCAGAAUGAGCUUUUAGUGUUUGUUUUAGACGAAUAAGGGUAGCAAUACAAAGAAUUAGAAGGUGAUAAUUUAUAUUUAAAGGUAAAGAAAGUAUCUUAAUCGUUAAAUACUUUUAUGGAAGAAACAAAUAUUCCUUUUAAAGAUGGAAGUUUCAAUUUGACAAAUUAUUUAAAAAUCUAUGGAAAAGCGAAUGAAAUACUGUCAGUAUAGUUACUAUUUGACAGAAUAAAAAUUUAACAAGCUGAUAAUUACAAUUUAGUUAUAAACUUUGAGUUUGAUAAAGACUGUUAAAGCGGCUAUUUCAGAGCUAAAAUUCUUAAUAUUUAUGAUGGUUGUCUUCCAUGCAAAAAUAAUUCGUUUUCACUAAUUUAAAAUUCCUAAGAAUGUAACUUAUGCCCUAAAAUUGAUGGUUUUAUUUGCUAUUAAUAAACAUACCUUCUACCAAACGGUUACUGGAGAAGAGAUAACUAAUCAUAAAAUACUUUAAAAUGCUAUAAUUAGCUAUCUAAUUGUAUUGGGGAUACCUAAAGCUAAUCGAUAUAAAGACAUUAAUUAAACUAACUUAAAAUUGAUAAAAGUUCACAAGAAGUUUAUUAUUGUGCUGAAGGUCAUUUAGGAGCUCUUUGCGAAGAUUGCGAUAUUUUAGGAUAAUAUUGGAAAUAAAAAUAUUAUAAAAUUGAUGAAUAUAAAUGCUAAGCUUGUUCGGUGGCAAGGCAAAGCUUACAUUUUAAAUUAUUUUACAUUAUAGCUGCAAUAUCUUUAAACUUAAUCCUAAUGUAUAGUUGCAAAAAAGCAUAUACAGAUUUUAUUUUGAAAAAAAUAUCUCUCAAACUUAAAGCUUCUGCAGAGUAUAAGGAAGUAAAAAUUUCUGAUAACUAUAUCAUAUUUAAGUUUGUAAUAAAUUACAUUUAAACAAUUGGAUUAAUAUACCAAAUUAAUACCUCUUUUUUUGGGCCUAACUUUUAAAUCAUCAGAUUUUUGUCAAAUCCUGUUUAUGGGUUUGUAUAUGUUUUUGAUUGCUGGAUUUCUGAUUUUUACUUAUAUUACUUCCAAAUAAAAGAUUUUUACAUUUUCUAUAGAAUCAUUUUUGUCUAAGUUUAGCUGGCCAUUUUAUAUGGUUUAACAAUUCUCCUUUCUACUAUUUUCAUUUAGUUUAAUAGACCAUGGAUAGUAUAUUUAAGAAGCCUUAUAAACUGUUUUGUAAUAAUUAUUGUAUUAAAUAUUUCUGGGAUCUUUAGCUUAAUUUUAGAAUCUAUGUUUUGCACAGAAGUAGAUGGGAUUUAUUAUCUUUUGAGAUAUACUAGAAUUUAAUGUGAUAAGCAAUUUUAAUAUAAUUUAUUGAUUUAUAUAAUUCCCAUUUUGAUAUUUUGGGUUUUGCUAGUUCCAUCAAUAUUGAUUCUCAUACUUAAAAGAAAAAUAAUAUAUUUAAAUUUAUUUUAAUUGAAAUGCAAGCUUGGAUUUAUAUAUCAUGAGUAUAAAGAAUAAUAUUAUUAUUGGGAGAUAGUUAAAAUUGUUUGUAAAAUGAUUAUGAUUGCUGCUAUUAGUCUAACAGAUAAUUCUGGUAUUUAGUUUGGUUUAUCUCUUGCUUCAAUUUUGUCAUAUAAAUUUAUUCUUCAUUUAACUUAGCCUUAUCAAACAGAAAAAUCUAAUUAGUUGGAUAAAAUGAUGAUCAAUAGCAUAAUUUUAAGUUAAAUUUUAGCAUUUGCUUCUCUUUAGUAAGAUGAAAUAAGCAACUAUUGUUUUAUUGUUUUUUUGAUUGUUAAUUUGAGAGUAUUUUUAAUGAUUAUCAAAUAUUAACUGAAGUAGAUAUAUCUAAAGAUUUUACAAAAAUCUUAUUUUAGACUAUAAAAUCAUAAAAAAAUCAAUUAUAUAAUAAUUAAGCUCUUUAAAAAUUAAAUUAAUGCUAAAUAAAUGUGGAAAAAACUAGCUAACAAAAUUAAUAUUUUAGUUUAAAGAUAAAAAAUAGGAGAUAUAUAAGAAAUAAAAUAUUAAGCUGACUCUUUAUUAUAAAACACUAGUAAAUAAUUAAAUGCUAUUUAUAAUUUUCAAAAAAACUGCUAAACUAAAUAAUUUUAAAUCUUAAAAUCAAAUAAACCUUUAAUAUGA
Molecule: messenger RNA, 12976 nt
Organism: Tetrahymena thermophila SB210
Lineage: Eukaryota; Ciliophora; Oligohymenophorea; Hymenostomatida; Tetrahymenidae
Product: transmembrane protein, putative
Exons: 41
Source: RefSeq, a predicted model, not a curated record